Molecule: messenger RNA, 1116 nt
Organism: Salvelinus namaycush (lake trout)
Lineage: Eukaryota; Metazoa; Chordata; Actinopteri; Salmoniformes; Salmonidae
Product: protein mono-ADP-ribosyltransferase PARP12-like
Exons: 7
Coding region: 1-1116 (371 amino acids)
Molecular function (GO): NAD+ poly-ADP-ribosyltransferase activity
Source: RefSeq, a predicted model, not a curated record
AUGGAGACCUACAUUGAGGACUCCCUACCUGCAGGGAUCCUGGAGCUACGGAACCCCUACCACCUGGUGCAGAUACGGGAAGGGGACGAGUGGAAGACUGUCUUCAACACGGCCAGCAGUCACAACAAGUUUCUGGCCAUGACAUUUGGCCUUACCAACGCACCAGCUAUGUUCCAGGUUCUGGUUAAUGAUGUUCUCUGCGACAUGUUGAACCGGUUCAUUCCUGUCCCCAUGCCACCCUUUGCCAAAGAGAGGGCCCAGCUCAUGUUGCAGCACGUCUUCCGGAUCCAUGGACUCCGGGUGGACAUAGUCUCCUACCGGGUUCCUCAGUUCUCAUCCCGGUUCUGGAAGGUGUUCUGCACGCUCAUUGGGUCAUUGGCCAGCCUGUCCUCCGGCACAUCUAAUACCAACUCUUCGAUUGUGCCACCUUACUGGGACCAGUCUCGAUUGCCUGGAAUCGGCUUUGAGAGAGUUAUGUUGUCAAGCUCAACAGGUGAAUACGAAGACAUCAAGGCCCAUUUUGAGAAAACUGUGGUGGGGUUUCACAUACACACCAUUGAGAGAGUACAAAACCCAGCCCUGUGGAAGUUCUAUGUGCUACAAAGAGAUCAAAUGAAAUCCUCCUUGACAAGCAUCAAUGAGAAGCAGCUUUUCCAUGGUACUGACUCCAAAUACUUUGACAGUAUUUGCAGAGACAACUUUGACUGGAGAAUAUGUGGAAAAAAUGGAACUUCCUACGGAAAAGGAAGUUACUUUGCUAGGGAUGCUCAGUACUCACACAGAUUCACCAGCCAGUCAGGAUUGAGGUCCAUGUUUGUUUGUCAGGUGCUGGUGGGAGACUACACUGUGGGAAACUCCAGAUAUGAGAAACCACCUCCUAAAGAAACCGGAGGAUCCAGCUUCUAUGACAGCUGUGUGGACAACAUUCAAGACCCCAGAGUGUUUGUAGUUUUUGAAACGCAUCAGGUUUACCCCGAGUACCUCAUACAGUACUGUGAUGGUAACUCCACUGCUGCCCACAGUCCUGCUCUGUUAGCUCGCAAUGAGUCACUCAGCCACGGAGCAGGAGGGGAGGGCCGAGCUGGCCUGGAGGAAAGAGGACAGUGCGAAUCAUAG